This is a messenger RNA of Erythranthe guttata (spotted monkey flower), 1111 nucleotides long. RefSeq names its product Haloacid dehalogenase-like hydrolase (HAD) superfamily protein (gene GS1). Gene Ontology annotation, molecular function: sn-glycerol 3-phosphatase activity. The record is from RefSeq and is a predicted model, not a curated record. Gene Ontology annotation, biological process: glycerol biosynthetic process. NCBI's taxonomy places the organism in Eukaryota, Viridiplantae, Streptophyta, Magnoliopsida, Lamiales, Phrymaceae.
AAGAAAACGAAGACAGCAGCGAUUUAAUUAGAAACGCUUGGACAGUUGAUGCGCUUUCGUCUUGAAUUUUAAUUGUAAAUUCAUUAAAAAAAAAAAAAAAAACUGGUAAAUAGCAAUUGGUCCGUCUUCCCCAAAUAAUCUGAGAUCUCCAGCUCCACUGUGACGUCACUAAAAUGGCGAAUACAUGCAGCGCAGCUGAUGCUCCUUCAACUAAGCCUUCAAUUACUCACAUCAUUUUCGAUAUGGAUGGGCUUUUACUCGACACGGAGAAAUUCUACACUGAAGUGCAGGAGAUAAUCCUUGCUAGAUACAAUAAAACUUUUGAUUGGUCUCUCAAGGCUAAAAUGAUGGGCAAGAAGGCAAUAGAAGCUGCUCGAGUUUUUGUUGAAGAAACCGGAAUCGAUGGUUUACUCUCAGCUGAAGAUUUUCUUGUAGAGAGAGAAGAUAUGCUGCAAACUAUGUUCCCCACAAGUGAACUCAUGCCAGGUGCCAGCCGUUUGAUUCAGCACCUACAUGCGAAUGGAAUACCUAUUUCUGUUGCAACGGGUUCACACACGAGGCAUUUUGAAUUGAAAACACAAAGACACGGUGAACUUUUCUCACUGAUGCAUCAUAUUGUACGUGGUGAUGAUCCGGAAGUUAAACAAGGGAAACCUUCGCCGGAUAUAUUCCUUGCAGCAGCCAAAAGAUUCGAGGGCGGACCAGUUGAUCCGAAAAAGAUACUUGUUUUUGAAGAUGCGCCAUCUGGCGUCCUAGCAGCUAAGAAUGCUGGCAUGUCAGCGAUCAUGGUUCCAGAUCCAAGGCUGGAUAGCUCUUAUCACGAAACUGCUGAUCAGGUUCUAAGCUCUCUUGUGGACUUUAAUCCAAGUGAGUGGGGCCUACCUCCUUUCGAUAAACCACCAACUUAAAUGCAUACAUUCUUUGAUUUAGAACAGCAUCAUCGUUUCUGGAUUGAACCCCGUCUGAAAUAUGUAAUUCAUGUUUUAUUUAUAUAAAUUUGGAAAGGACAGUGCAAUUUUGUUGCAGUUACUAAUUCAUUGUUAUUCAAACUAAGAUUAAUCAUAGUAUUGGAGUGAAGUUUCUUGAAUAACAGUUUUUGUUCGUGCCGACA